AUGUGCAUGUGUCUGCUCAAGCGGUCAGAAACAGACUCCAUGAGGGUGUAUGAGGGCCCGACGUCCACAGGUAAUGCCACAGGUUCCUGUAAGGGCGGCAUGCCAGUUGUGGUCAGCUGUGUACCUGGACCACAGUACGUACACAACAACGGACUGAAGAAGAAACUGAAAACCACGAGCACGGUGAGGCUGAAGGGUGGUGCCAAGCUGGGUGAGGGCAGAGUGGAGGUACUGAGGAACAAUGAGUGGGGCACGGUGUGUGACGACCGUUGGACCCUGCUGUCUGCCAGCGUAGUGUGUAGGGAGCUGGGCUUUGGAUCUGCCAAGGAGGCCCUGACUGGAGCUCGCAUGGGACAAGGGAUGGGUCCUAUCCACAUGAAUGAGGUCCAGUGUCUGGGGACGGAGAAGUCGAUGUGGAACUGUGGCUUUAAGAACAUAACCUCAGAGGACUGCCAGCAUGUAGAAGACGCCGCUGUGAGGUGCAACCGCCAUACAUGGCCCUGGAGAACUCGGGGUGGCGCCAACCCAGACAGGAAGAUCACAUCGAUCCGUCUGACGGGGGGCCGUGCGCGGUAUGAGGGGCGGGUGGAGGUGCUGAACACAGAGGCUAACGGGACCAGGAUCUGGGGGCUGAUCUGUGGAGGGGCCUGGAGCACCAAGGAGGCCAUGGUGGCCUGCAGACAGCUGGGGCUGGAAGCUCGCUAA
This is a messenger RNA of Oncorhynchus masou masou (cherry salmon), 705 nucleotides long. RefSeq names its product lysyl oxidase homolog 3B-like. Gene Ontology annotation, molecular function: protein-lysine 6-oxidase activity. Bases 1 to 705 code for a protein of 234 amino acids. The record is from RefSeq and is a predicted model, not a curated record. Gene Ontology annotation, biological process: peptidyl-lysine oxidation; collagen fibril organization. Gene Ontology annotation, cellular component: membrane. The transcript is spliced from 6 exons. NCBI's taxonomy places the organism in Eukaryota, Metazoa, Chordata, Actinopteri, Salmoniformes, Salmonidae.